UUUCGCCAUGUGGAGGAGAGCAACCGGAGAAGUUGGUUUUCAGAUGAUUGGCAUUUUUGUUUUUGCUGCGUCAAAAGAGCUCACGCGAGCGUGUCCUUUCUCCCCAUUCUUUAAAGGCGCGAGGCACGUUAACGGACUUUUUAUUUAAAGUGAAAAAUAAACCCGGGGAACUGACAGCUGUCUGUAGCUCUGUUUUUUUUUUUUUUGUUUUUUUUUUUUUUUUUUUAUCUUUAACCCCUCAGCGACAGAGGAGUAUAAAUUACUUUUCAAGUUUUAAAAGUAGUUUUUUUUUUUUCUUAAAAAAUAAACUUUUCCAGUUUGCUUCGUCGCCAUGGAAAGGAUUGACGACGGUUACUUGGCAACGCAGGAGUAUCCACAUCCAUUCGUUCACAAAGUGAAGCUGACCAGGGCGCAGAGGAUCCGGGGUAUCAUCCUUGGCAGCAUCCUCUUCCCUAUACGCGUCACCUUGGCAGUUCUUUGCUUCCUCAUAAUGUGGCCUAUUGCCCGGCUACGGCUGGCCGGCCUGUCCAAGGAGGAGCGCUCCAAACCCGUAGAAGGCUGGCGGCGCUGGUUUUUCCACCCGAUCAUCUGGCUGCUGAGCCGAGCUGUGUUCUUCUCCCUGGGUUUCUUUUGGGUUAAGGUCAAAGGUCGCAGGGCGGACCUGAAGGAGGCACCUGUGCUGGUGGUGGCCCCCCACAGUGGCUUUCUGGACAUGCUGGUUUUGUGCCCAACCCAGCUGGCGACGGUGGUGUCGAGGUCUGAGAACACCAGCCUGCCAGUCAUAGGAGCUCUGCUGGAGUUCAACCAGUCUGUGCUGGUGAGCAGGAAAGAUCCGGAGUCGAGGAAAAGGGCCGUCGCUCAGCUCAACGAGAGACUGACCUCCAAUGGCUACUGGCCUCAGAUGCUGAUGUUUCCCGAGGGGACCACGACUAACGGCUGUGCUCUCAUCAAAUUCAAACCAGGUGCAUUCCUGGCAGGAGUUCCUGUACAACCUGUGUUGCUGCGUUACCCCAACAAGCUGGAUACUGUUCGUUGGACAUACAAAGGCACAGCCUGGACCGAGGCGCUGUGGCACACAGUUUCCCAGCCGUACACCAACAUGACUGUUGAGUUCCUGCCAGUUUACGAGCCUUCUGAAGAGGAGCAGAAGAACCCUGACCUGUACGCAGACAACGUUCAGAGACUCAUGGCCAAGGCCCUUGGAGUCCCCGCUACAGACUAUGUGAUGGAGGGUGGGGUUCCUGCCAGUAAACUGGGUGGUCUCUCUCUCCCGCUGGAGUCUCCCGCCAGAGAAACGCUGACGCUGCUGCACAAAAACGGUCUGGGAGCACAUGAAGUAGAAGCAGCGCUGGACAGAAUGAUUGACAGGUGUCGCUCAGAAGCUCAGGGCACGAAGGUCAGCGCAGAGGAGCUCGCCUCCGUCCUUGGGCUGAGUGACAAGCAGACAGCUGUCCACAUCUGUGGCCUCUACUCUAAGGAUGACACGGUGGACCUCAGAUACAUCUAUUUUAAUGUUGCACCCCUCACUGGAUAUGUUGACCUGAAGUCGCUGCUGCACUCUGCGUUCCCUAUGUUUGCCAGAGAGGGGGGAGGCAGCCUGAAUGAAAGGGAACUGUCGGACCUCAUGGGGGCGCUGCUGGGUCUUCCACAGCACAGCACUGCUGAACUCUACGCCGCCUCCUCCAGUCAGAGCCGACUCACUGAAGAAGCUCUGCUGCGCGUGCUGACGACCCACCCGACCUAUCAGAAAGUGACCAAGGAGUACCUGAAGCCCGAGGAGGCGCCCGUCACCCCUCUGUCCAGCGGGAAGUCCGUGAACAACAACGGAAACCUGCGCAGCAGCAACGGAUCCAUUUACAACACCAGCAAGAAGUCUGAGUGAGGACCUCGCUGUGAAUUUUACUUUUAUGGGGGUGGAAGGGGUUCGGAGAGGACGGACAGAUUGAAGCAAAAUAAUGACAGAAGAUUGUACCGCACACGCUGUGUGUGUCACAGUUUGUGUUUUUAGCUGUGUGUCCAUUUGCACAAGCAGUGGUAAACCAAAUGAGACCUUUAGUGUGACUAAAUGAUGCUUCAGUUUCUCUCAGGGGGGUGUGUGUGUGUGUGUGUGUGUGUGUGUGUGUGUGUGUGAGAGAGAGUUUUAGUUACUCUUUACUUCAAAUGUUGUUAAAGUUGUUUUUAUUAUUCAAAGGUCUGAAAUGUGUUAUUUAUAAAGUUUCUUUGAUUGUGUGCUGACUU
This is a messenger RNA of Archocentrus centrarchus (flier cichlid), 2238 nucleotides long. RefSeq names its product lysophosphatidylcholine acyltransferase 4 (gene lpcat4). Bases 332 to 1882 code for a protein of 516 amino acids. Gene Ontology annotation, cellular component: endoplasmic reticulum. The transcript has 13 exons. Gene Ontology annotation, biological process: phosphatidylcholine acyl-chain remodeling. NCBI's taxonomy places the organism in Eukaryota, Metazoa, Chordata, Actinopteri, Cichliformes, Cichlidae. Gene Ontology annotation, molecular function: 1-acylglycerophosphocholine O-acyltransferase activity; lysophosphatidic acid acyltransferase activity. The record is from RefSeq and is a predicted model, not a curated record.